CUCAAAACUCUUGAAUUGUUUUGUUAUCAUUUUAGUCAAGAAAGAAAAUCAUGGCCUUCCAAAAAGAAUACCUUGAUUUGAUAUUGGUUCCUGGUGGUUUGUUAAUCAUGUUUGCUUAUCAUCUCUUCCUUCUAUACAGAUACCUUAAUCUCCCCCACACCACAGUCAAAGGCUUCGAAAACAAUGACAAAAGAGCUUGGGUUGAUAGGAUUAUGCAGGCGAAUAAAACAGAUAUUGGUAUGGCUCUAACAGUAAUAUCUACCAAUAUAUCAGCAGCAACUUUUCUAGCUUCAAUUUCUUUAACUCUCAGUUCACUUAUCGGAGCUUGGCUUGGAAAUUCCUCUAAUAAUGUUUUUGAAAGUGAACUAAUUUACGGUGAUACAAGACAAUCCACCAUGUCCAUAAAGUACAUAAGCCUUCUCACUUGUUUUCUUUUAGCAUUUUCAUUCUUUGUUCAAUCUGCAGGGCAUUUUGUGCAUGCCAAUUAUCUAAUAAGCACACCAGACAGUGACAUACCUGUGAAGAAUGUUGAGAUGGCUGUUAUAAGAGGAGGUGAUUUUUGGUCACUUGGUCUUAGAGCAUUAUAUUUUGCUCUUGAUUUGUUACUUUGGUUUUUUGGUCCGAUACCCAUGUUUAUUUCUUCUAUUAUUAUGGUCAUUAUCCUCCAUUACCUCGAUUACAAUUCGACGCCGCUGCACCGGCAUAGGUCUCCGGCGAGCCAGACUACGAAAGGGGUUGGUAUAUAGCUUUAAGUUGUAAUUUUAAAAUAAUAAUCUUCAGGUGGUUCAACUGUUCAUGUUAGAACCAAAUCCUCUACUAGCCCAUUCAAAGGUAUAUAGCAUGAAUUUAAUUUUGUAAGGAACAAAGAAAUUCAUAUAAAUUAAUGUAUUUUUAAAAAGAAAUUGAUAUUUGCUGA
This is a messenger RNA of Jatropha curcas, 916 nucleotides long. NCBI's taxonomy places the organism in Eukaryota, Viridiplantae, Streptophyta, Magnoliopsida, Malpighiales, Euphorbiaceae. The record is from RefSeq and is a predicted model, not a curated record.